This is a messenger RNA of Oryza sativa Japonica Group (Japanese rice), 3418 nucleotides long. Lineage: Eukaryota; Viridiplantae; Streptophyta; Magnoliopsida; Poales; Poaceae. The record is from RefSeq and is a predicted model, not a curated record.
CUCUCAACACUCCGCGGCAAUAACUCCUUCGCCCCCCUCUCCACAUUCUCUUCCACCUGUGUUCCCCUUUUCUUCUCCUCUUCUUCUUCCUCUCCUCCUCCUGAUCCUGAUCGAGAAGAUCUCACCUUGAUCUCUUGCCGUGUGAUCUCUAGCUCUCGCUAGCCCUCUGAACCUUGCAGUUUGUUGUUUGCACCCGGUGAAACAUCUUCUUUUGUGCAGGUAGGAGAGACAGCAAAGCAGAGAUAAGAGUUCUAUAUUUGCAUGUAGUUCUUGUCUUGGAUCUCACUGGCUGGCUGUCUCCUCUCUGCAGCAAGGUUCGUUGGGCUAGCUUGUGUGCUAGAUCUGUUUCUACUUGCGUUUGCGUUGCUUGGCAAGCAAGAUAUAUAUAUAUAUAUCUAUAUCUAUCUAUCUAUCAUUCUAUCUCCCUACAUAUUUAGAGCUAGCACUUUGUGUGUUCUUUGGGUUUGGGACACACUCAUAUACGCGUGUUCAUGAGUGGAAAUGGAAGGAGCUGCAAGGGCAAGAAUUAGGGUUUGAGAUAUAGGAGUAUAAUGAUGAUCCCGGCGAGGCAUAUGCCGUCGAUGAUCGGCCGGAACGGCGCAGCGUACGGAUCCUCAUCGGCACUGUCACUCAGCCAGCCAAACUUGCUGGAUAAUCACCAGUUCCAGCAAGCGUUCCAGCAUCAGCAGCAGCAGCAUCAUCUCCUUGACCAGAUCCCGGCGACGACGGCGGAGAGCGGCGACAACAUGAUCCGCAGCCGUGCGUCCGACCCUCUCGGCGGCGACGAGUUCGAGAGCAAGUCCGGCAGCGAGAACGUCGACGGCGUCUCCGUCGACGACCAGGACCCCAACCAGCGGCCGCGCAAGAAGCGCUACCACCGCCACACCCAGCAUCAGAUCCAGGAGAUGGAAGCAUUCUUCAAGGAAUGUCCACACCCAGAUGAUAAGCAGCGCAAGGAGCUGAGCCGGGAGCUCGGCCUGGAGCCUCUCCAAGUGAAGUUCUGGUUCCAGAACAAGCGCACCCAAAUGAAGAACCAGCAUGAGAGGCACGAGAACUCGCAGCUGCGGUCGGAUAACGAGAAGCUCCGGGCCGAGAACAUGCGGUACAAGGAGGCCCUGAGCAGCGCCUCCUGCCCCAACUGCGGCGGCCCCGCCGCCCUCGGCGAGAUGUCCUUCGACGAGCACCACCUCCGCAUCGAGAACGCCCGCCUCCGCGAAGAGAUCGAUAGGAUAUCGGCGAUCGCGGCGAAGUACGUGGGGAAGCCAAUGGUGCCGUUCCCGGUGCUGUCGAACCCGAUGGCGGCGGCGGCGUCGCGGGCGCCGCUGGACCUCCCCGUGGCGCCGUACGGCGUGCCGGGCGACAUGUUCGGCGGCGGUGGCGCCGGGGAGCUGCUGCGCGGGGUGCAGUCGGAGGUCGACAAGCCGAUGAUCGUGGAGCUCGCCGUGGCGGCGAUGGAGGAGCUGGUCCGCAUGGCGCAGCUGGACGAGCCGCUCUGGAGCGUCGCGCCGCCGCUCGACGCCACGGCGGCGGCGAUGGAGACGCUCAGCGAGGAGGAGUACGCGCGCAUGUUCCCCCGAGGGCUCGGCCCCAAGCAGUACGGGCUCAGGUCGGAGGCGUCCCGCGACAGCGCCGUCGUCAUCAUGACGCACGCCAACCUCGUCGAGAUCCUCAUGGACGCGAAUCAGUACGCGGCAGUGUUCUCGAACAUCGUGUCGAGGGCCAUCACGCUGGAGGUGCUGUCCACCGGCGUCGCGGGGAACUACAACGGUGCAUUGCAAGUGAUGUCAGUGGAGUUUCAGGUGCCAUCGCCACUGGUGCCAACGAGAGAGAGCUACUUCGUGAGAUACUGCAAGCAGAACGCAGACGGGACAUGGGCCGUCGUCGACGUCUCGCUGGACAGCCUCCGCCCUAGCCCCGUCCUCAAAUGUCGCCGCCGUCCGUCAGGCUGCCUCAUCCAAGAAAUGCCCAAUGGCUACUCCAAGGUGACGUGGGUGGAGCAUGUGGAGGUGGACGACAGGUCGGUGCACAACAUCUACAAGCUGCUGGUGAACUCCGGGCUGGCGUUCGGCGCGCGGCGGUGGGUCGGCACGCUGGACCGCCAGUGCGAGCGCCUCGCCAGCGUCAUGGCCAGCAACAUCCCCACCAGCGACAUCGGCGUGAUUACGAGCUCGGAGGGGAGGAAGAGCAUGCUGAAGCUGGCGGAGAGGAUGGUGGUGAGCUUCUGCGGCGGCGUGACGGCGUCGGUGGCGCAUCAGUGGACGACGCUGUCCGGCAGCGGCGCCGAGGACGUCCGCGUCAUGACGAGGAAGAGCGUCGACGACCCCGGGAGGCCCCCCGGCAUCGUCCUCAACGCCGCCACCUCCUUCUGGCUCCCCGUCCCUCCCAAGCGCGUCUUCGACUUCCUCCGCGACGAAUCCUCUCGCAGUGAGUGGGACAUCCUCUCCAAUGGCGGUAUCGUUCAAGAAAUGGCCCACAUCGCCAAUGGCCGGGAUCAGGGCAACUGCGUCUCACUUCUUCGCGUCAACAGCUCGAACUCGAACCAGAGCAACAUGCUGAUCCUGCAGGAGAGCUGCACGGACGCGUCGGGGUCGUACGUCAUCUACGCGCCGGUGGACGUGGUUGCGAUGAACGUCGUGCUAAACGGCGGCGACCCGGACUACGUCGCGCUGCUGCCAUCGGGCUUCGCCAUCCUGCCCGAUGGGCCGGCGCACGACGGUGGCGACGGCGACGGCGGCGUCGGCGUCGGCUCCGGCGGGUCGCUGCUGACGGUGGCGUUCCAGAUACUGGUGGACUCCGUCCCGACGGCGAAGCUCUCGCUGGGGUCGGUGGCGACGGUGAACAGCCUCAUCGCCUGCACGGUGGAGCGCAUCAAGGCGGCCGUCUCCGGCGAGAGCAAUCCGCAGUAGCUUCGUCCUUGAAUCAAACAAAAGCUUCUUGUGCUUUCAAUUUCAGGAGCAGCAAAAUUUUGGAGCUUUCAUCAGUGGGAAGUCAAGAACGCACCUCAGACUGUCCUUGCCAUGUGGUGCCCAUAUAUAGUUUGGAUUAUUUUUCGCUAGUUUUUCCGCAAAUUCGGGAAAUUUCAAAAAAAAUGUGUCACCACUACGCAAGGGCGGUUGGUUCGGGUAUUGACUUCCUCUUCAUGUUCGCCUCUCGGAUGCUGCUACCUUAUGAAUUUAGGGUUCUUCUGGAGUACAAAAAAAACCCCUUAAUUUGAUCUGUAAUUUCUGUUGUUCAGACUUCCCAGUACCUAGCUAGCUAGUAGGAGUUGCAGAAUAGAGAUCUGUGUCCCUGUCUUAUACUUUUAGUUCUCUUCAGUGUUUGAUCAGUGCUGUUUCAAUCCAAAAUUGUGUGUGCUGUGCUUGUUAUUAGUUCUUCCUUGCUGCUUCAAUGAAGGCGAUGUUAAUUUCAGUUUCCAGCA